Messenger RNA from Hypoxylon trugodes, 1587 nucleotides. RefSeq lists its product as uncharacterized. The coding region runs from base 1 to 1587 and encodes 528 amino acids. NCBI's taxonomy places the organism in Eukaryota, Fungi, Ascomycota, Sordariomycetes, Xylariales, Hypoxylaceae. The transcript has a single exon. The record is from RefSeq and is a predicted model, not a curated record.
AUGAAUAACAAGGGCGCCCCUACGAUGCCACGAGCGGCGUCGAGUAACAUGGCGAUGAACAUGUCAACCACCGCAAUUAAAUCGCAAAAAGUGGAUGAGGCCGCGGAAACACAAUCAAGCAAAGAAAACGAAUCAUCUGGGUACAAGAGCCCUCCAAAUGGCAAACCCUCAACAGCAAGCCAGGCGGCGAUGAACAUGCAGCGCGACACAACCCGUCGAAAGGAGAUAUCGUUCAAUAUGGAACGAAUCCAGAUGGCAGAAAAACUUGGAAACGAACGCAACUUGUGUAUCGCUCUAGACAAGCGCGUCACGGACUUAGUGAACGAACUAGCCAGCCUCAAGUCCAAAAACAAAGUUCUUGAAGCCGAAUGCGAAGCACUUCGUUCGCAGCUCAAUGACGUAACGAAGCAGCUAGAGGCUCGAACUUCCCAUGCGAGGGAGGCGGUGUUGACUAUGCAAAAAAAGAUUGUCCGAUUAGAAAUCACGCUUGCGUUAACAGAACAAUCUCUUGAACAGUCGAAGCUAAGCCAAGACGAACUUAAGGAAGCUCACCGCGAAGCUAUCGAGAGCUCCACCUCCCAAGCCGACCAGAGAGACAGGGAAUUAGAGGCGAUGCGAGAUAAACUCCAUGAUCUUCAAGUUACGUACGAAGAGGCGCAGGAAAAGCAUAAGUUAGAGAGCGAAGCCAGUGAGAUCGCCCUUGAAGAAAUUCGGAUUGAGUUGGAUGAUGCGAAAGUCGCCAAUUCCAACUUGCAGAACUCACACGAGUUACGUGAGCGCAACCUACAGCAACGUCUCACUUCGAGAGGUAAUGAGGCUAAGGACCUCAAGCGAGAAGUCAGUAGUCUAACGGCUGCCCGCGCGGAGGCUGUGUCGAAGAAACAGGCUGCAGAAUACCAACUUCGAGAGAGAGCUGAGGACCAAGUUAGAAGGGAGGAAGAGUUACAAGAGAACCACAAGGAGACCCAAGCAGAUCUCGCGAAAGUACGGGAGGACUUGCGCAAACUACAGAAGUCUACCGAGUCUUUUCCCCAGAUGGUGGUUAUAUGCGUCGACGUCAGUGGAAGCCUCUCCUCAAACAUCCAUGAGGUGAAGCAAAUCUACAGAGAUGUCCUACACAAAGUCGUGUCGAAUAACAAAGAAGCCGAAGUUGCAGUCGUGAUCCACGGGGCCCGGUCCCAGAACGACGGGCUCCCUGCCCGAAAGAUUUCCGAUGAGACAUUCCGAUUCUUGGACUUCGUCAUUAUCGGAGGCAAUGAGGAUUAUACAUACUGCAUUAAAAAAGCUAAUGAACUUUUCGAACCUGUUCCCGACAGCCAGAAACUUGUCAUAUUAAUUGGAGACGGGGACGCCAUGUACUCGAAUAGGACCACGCUUGUUAAAGAAUGCGAGCGCUUAAAAUCUUCACGGAUACUAGCACACUCGAUGAUUAUGCUAUCUAAUCACCGUCUUCGCUAUUCAACAGAUUUCGACAUGGUAAAAAUUUCGAAUCUGAUUGGCGGUCGGACCGAGUGGAAGGAUACAUACUUGUCUGCUCUUGAUGAAAUUCUUCUCCACGAGCGCGAACAGUAUUUCAAGGCCUCCUAA